This is a messenger RNA of Hyaloperonospora brassicae, 1782 nucleotides long. The record is from the annotation of a GenBank genome assembly. Lineage: Eukaryota; Oomycota; Peronosporomycetes; Peronosporales; Peronosporaceae.
AUGGCGUGGGCUCGCGUCACGAAUCUCUGUCCUCUAUGCAAGACCAAGUUCAAUGUGGUCACGCGAAAGGAUGCACAAGGCGUUGACGUGCAUCGACAAGUGAUUACCGAUACGAAACAAGUGUAUCGACCUGAUCCAAUGGACGAUGACCUGGCGGCUCAAUUGAGACUUGUGCACGAAGCUCGGUGUGAACUGUGCGGCUCUGGAGACGACGAGCACGUGCUGCUGCUCUGUGAUUCCGUGGGCUGUGGCGUGGCGAACCACACGUAUUGCAUUGGGCUACGUGCAGUACCGACCACCUCGUGGUAUUGCUCGAGACAUGCUUCGACGCAACAGAGAGCUAGUGACGCGGUAGAGCGACCGGCAACGACGGUGACGACUCGUCGCCGGACGCGAAGAUUGGCGAGCUUGAUGUCGAAUGUGCUUCGUGAACGCAGUGGAUCGGUGUUGACGAGACCACGUCCACGCGCUGUAUCUGGGUUUGAUGAAGCGGAAGCAGAAGAAGAAGAUCGUCGGCGGAUGGGAGGGAUUGCUGCAGCGUAUGCUGUGAGGAUGUCGAGAGAGCUGAUGCAGGUGCAACAGCGGGCGGACGCGAUGUUUGCGCGCGGUGAUUUGACACAAUCGUCGUUGUAUGAGCAGAGACAUCCUUCUGCGUCAAGCGAUGCUCGAUAUGGGACGAGAUCAACGGUAGCAUCAUCGGGGCCAUCGACAACUGAUCGGAUGUGGGACGAAAAUAGUCGAAGCAGACAAGAAAUUGCAGCAGCAGCAAUCGCAGCGCGUGAUCAUGGCUUGUUUGGUGCUACUGGCGGUAGCAUGCGAUCAGGCCAGCGAUCUGACCAAGUGUCCGAUUCAUUUGCUCCGGAAUAUUGUGCACUUGCAAAGCUGAUGGAGAGUGCUGUAAGCAGUGACAACUACGCGUCAUCCGUAGCGUUGUUGAUACCCAGAACUGCCAAGCUUGGACUAGUAUCUCGUGUCAAAACCUUUUUUGGCCGGCUCAACCAGAAGGAAAAGGUCGCUGCAGUUGAGUUAGGCUGCAUGUCAGUGUUGCAUCAGUGGAUACGUGUGCCCGCGCGGAGUGACGACACUUCGGUACCUUAUUUCAACCCGCAGGUACUUGAUGCGGUGCUAGCCAUCUUGGAGACACUGCCUGUCCGAAGAGAAGAUCUAGUAGAGGAGGAAGGGUUACAAGAAACGAUGGACAGGCUCUCGGAGCUCUCGGAUGUCAGCAUUGAAACACGGCAGCGAAUAAUUGAGUUGGGCAAUCGAUGGCGCGAGCUGAAUCCUCCAGUAUCACGUGUAUCCCCGCGGCCGCAAGUAAGGCAACGUGCUUCAUCUCCUGUUCACGCGACGCACGAAUUGCCUGUCAUCACUUCAUUCACCUCACGCCAGCAACCGGUUCCGCGGAACGGCAAGCGAAAGCGUAAUGCUUGGUCCGAUACUGUCGUUCAGUACGUAAAAGCCAAGCUGUACCCACUUUACAAGCAGAACGAUGGCGCUGGCAAGUUGACGCGGGAACGGUUCAAGGCAAUUGUGAAAGACGUAGCUGGUCUAUUUUCACAAGAGGCAUCGUCGAUGCAGUCUGCGGUGCUGCUACCUUCUGGCGAGCUAUCCAAUCUUGCGAAAUUGCGCGUCAAGAAGCUGAUUGACAGAGUGUACAAGGAAUCCAUCGGCAGAGCAUCCACUCUUCACGCCACUGCUUCAACACCAUUGCUAGCGACUGUACCUGGGCUUGCCUCAACGUACUCUGCAGUGCCAUCUAUCAAGCACCAACGUCGGAUAUAA